UAUCUACACGGGACUUCCUACAGCGGUCGGGGUAUAGAGGGUAGUGGUGUAUUGGAAUUCGACAAGUAGUUGUGUUUCGACAUUCGGCUGAGACAAGCCGUGUUGACAUUUCUUCACGCCAUAUCUUUAAACUACGUUGUCAAGCUUCUGCUGUUUUAAAGUCAUGUCUGGAAUAUGUUACCCGUAACAUGUGCAUGGCGGUUACAAGACGAGGCGCGGACAGCUGUGAUUGACUGCAAUGUACAUGUGUAUAUAGCUAUGUGAAGAUGGCUCUUAUCUCUCGUGCUGCGGUCACGGAUAGGCUAUCAACAAGUUAGGACUACUGGUCCGGCUAUAUAUCCAAGGUUGCUCCGCAUCGAGUGACCUUAGACAGGUUAAGAGUUAUGGCCAAGAAACCCCCCUCUGUGUCCACUAGAAGGUCGAAGAUAUCGGAAACUGACCGUUUGCCUGACAAGCCCGUGAAAGGAAAGAUCAAACCCGAGGAAGCACUGAAGAAGGCAUUUGACCCGAUGAAGAACCUUCAUCUAUGGACGAUGUGGAGAAGCGCAGUGAACGGAAAAAUUGUAGAUGAAGCAAAAUCGUUCAGUGACAACGACUUUCGGGAGCAUCCUCUGGGCAGAUCUUUAACUAAUGUUCCAUUGAGACAAUUGAUUAAAUACGAAAAGGGUUCAAAGGAGAUAGCACAAUCUAUGAUGAACCCGACCAAACAGACCAACCCGUUAUCCGACUAUCGCGGUGGCCAUAGAUCUUAUGGACCAAGUGAAAACUCAGCUCCUAAUGGGCCGGGUUGUCUAGGGACGAAGGAGUUCGUGUAUUUCGGCGUCCCACGUGUUGUUCUCAAGAAAUGAUGUUUGUAGUGUUUGUAUGUAUUUGUAGGUAUUUAUGAACCAACCAUUGUCCAUGGAUCUGUGAACUCUGAAAUGAUGAGUCGUCAUGAAAGACCCACACAGAAUCACCAGCUUCCAUCCACGUUGUUUGCAGUGUGUUUGUAGUUCUGAUGCUGACCGCGAGUCACUGCCUGAACACUCAUUGUGUAACUAACUGUCUGCAACAUUGGGUAUGAACAUACUCAAAGUCAAAGUUACUCGCAUCUUAUUUAUCGUAUUAUCAAUAUUUAAGAGGCAAUGAUGUCCAUAGUUUUGGGAAAUGUAACGUGUAAGGGUGUUUCAAUUGGUUGAAGAUAGAUUCUGAAGGCUUUUCAACAUCUUUUACUGUAUAACACAA
Messenger RNA from Haliotis rufescens (red abalone), 1224 nucleotides. RefSeq lists its product as uncharacterized. The transcript is spliced from 2 exons. NCBI's taxonomy places the organism in Eukaryota, Metazoa, Mollusca, Gastropoda, Lepetellida, Haliotidae. Bases 384 to 848 code for a protein of 154 amino acids. The record is from RefSeq and is a predicted model, not a curated record.